AGAAGAAUAGUUUAUACAGAGUUGUGUGUAUACUUUGCUCAUCCUGGAUUCUACUUUCUUAUGUUCAUAUUCACAAACUCAGGAAUAAUAUAAAUGAGCGGAGAAAUAUAUUCAGUGAUUAUACAGAAAAGCUACGAAAAAUAGGAGAUGCAGAGUUUACACCAGCCGCAGAAGUUUUAAGUCCAGCAUCAAACUGCAUCAACCUGGGAUUCAUCAUGGUUAACAGGCAUCAAACUUCAGGCUUCGAUGAGGAGUUUUCCCGACGGUCUAAAGAGUCUUUAACAAAACUUCUACUGCAGGCAGAUUCAAGGAGACCCAUACACUUUAUUGUAUUGACUGAUGACUGGAGUAGACAAGACGUCGGUGAGUUUAUGGUGACUCUGCUAGCCAGGCUUAUAUCCACAGAGUUAAUCCAGGUUCAGAACCGGAAAAGAAAGCACAUUCCACCGGUUUACGUAUCUUUAGUUGAUUAUCACGAGGUUGCAAACUUAAACAUGGAUUUUGUGAAAACCUUUCAAAGCUACAAACUUGGAGAUAAAGAGGCUUUGCAGGAGGAUAAAUAUUCUAGAGAUUUCUUUUAUAUCGCGCCCUUCUACCAUCUAGCGUUCACCUCUCUAACUACACUCAUCUUCUUGGAUUGCUUUGAUUUAGACUUUAAAGCUGAUAUUGGGCUCCUUACUGAUGAAGUAAAAAAAAUGGAAAAAACCUCUGCUGUAAUCGGAAUAGGACUUGACCUAAGUCCACAUUACAGAAUAAAGAUGGAAGCCUACAAUAAAAUCUAUGGGAUGGGACCGGAUAGUCCAGGAAGACCAGGAAGAUUUCAAGGGUUCAAUAGCGGUGUUGUCAUUUUUCAUUUGGAAAGGAUGAGAAGAAGUGAAACUUAUAACAGUUAUUUAAACUCAAAGGAAUUAGUAGCUCUCUUUACAGAGCAGUUUGUAAGACCUUCAGUAGGGGAUCAGGACUGGUUUACAAGCUUAGGGUUCAAGGAGCCCGAACUGUUUUAUGUACUCCCAUGCCAGUUUAAUGUACAAACAUCUCUACAAUGGAUGAAAGAGAGUUACAAAGAUGUUUUUGAUGAUUAUCAUUAUUGUGACAAUAUGCAGAAUGUUAAAAUUAUACAUUUGAACGGGUGUGGUCCGACUCCUAAGGAUUGUGGAAACCUGGGAGACCCGUCGUUACAUGCAUCAAAGAGGUUCAGAAACGGCGACUAUGAUCAUAUUAUGUACGGAACUUUUCAAAUGGACUGGACAUUUUUCAUAAGAAAAAAAUGGCAGAAAGUGAGACAAAUCGAGUCUAGUUAGCAAUUUUGAUUUUUCAACAUUUUACAUCUUUUAUCUGUUAAUUUAAGUACUGCAAGUACAACAAAUACGGGUUUGGCUUAAUUUUUUAUUUUUAUUUUCAAAUUUAAAAAUCCCAAUCUUGUUUGUACAGAAAUACCUAGAGGGCGCUUACUUCUAUACAGUCUUUAAGAUCGACUGGGAGUAUUUUGCAAGAAGAAAAUGGGGGAAAAUUAGUUGAUGAUUUUCCUUAAACAUUACAUUUCAUAUUGCAGCUGGCAAUAGUUAACUAAAGAUUUCGAUAUUUUAAAAUAUUUAAUACAGGACUGCCCACAAAGAAUAAGACUUAAAUGACGACC
Molecule: messenger RNA, 1636 nt
Organism: Eurytemora carolleeae
Lineage: Eukaryota; Metazoa; Arthropoda; Copepoda; Calanoida; Temoridae
Product: xyloside xylosyltransferase 1
Exons: 17
Coding region: 216-1301 (361 amino acids)
Molecular function (GO): UDP-xylosyltransferase activity
Source: RefSeq, a predicted model, not a curated record